AUGGCAUCCCGAACCAUGGCCCCCAUAGCACUUCCACUGAUUCACCUCCGUCAACAGCCACGUCCUCAGUUCCCGAAUCCAGGAUACCUGCCGAACGGUACCACCACAGGGCCGACUCCUGGGGCUCAGGCGCUAUUGCCAAACAACGGCCGCAUCAUUCAGUCCGGGCCCAUUCGAGUUCUUUGUAUUGCAGAUGUCAGAGGAAACCUUAGAUCUCUGAAUGAACUGGCAAAGACCGCGAAGGCCGAUUACAUUUUACACACCGGCGACUUCGGGUUCUAUGACAACACCUCGCUGGAGAGAAUAGCCGAGAAGACACUGAAACAUGUCGCGCAAUAUUCUCCGCUCCUUAGCGAACAUGUGAAGCGCCAAAUCGCCCAGCCUCAACCUCAGCGGCCGAUCAAGCAAAUGUUCACACCCGACCAACUACCCCUUUCAGAAUUACCACUUCUACUCAACAAGCAAAUCACCCUGGACGUACCAGUUUAUACGGUAUGGGGAGCUUGUGAAGAUGUGAGAGUGCUGGAACGUUUUCGGUCAGGCGAGUACAAGGUGGACAAUCUGCACAUUAUCGACGAAGUUAAUUCAAGAUUACUUGAUAUUGGCGGAGUAAAAUUGAGACUUCUCGGACUCGGUGGCGCAGUCGUUAUUCACAAGCUAUUUGACAAUGGAGAAGGCAAGACCUACAUUGCAGGCGGACAAGGGACCAUGUGGACGACGCUGCUUCAAAUUGGCGCUCUAAUCGACACCGCAAACCGCGUGUACGAUCCCUCAGAAACCCGCAUCUUCCUGACACACGCGUCCCCUGCCAGAGACGGCAUUCUGAACCAACUCUCUGUCACUCUCAAGGCCGAUUUUUCCAUUUCAGCGGGUCUACAUUUCCGAUAUGGCAGCUCGUACAACGAAUUCUCUGUUAACCCAUCUCUGGAUCAUUAUCGCGGAAAGUUGGCAGCGUCCAAAGCAUCCUUCCAGGACGUGUGGGAAACGGUCAAGAUGGACGUGGAGCAGGCGAUCGAAAACAAUACCAAUCACAAAGCUCUCCUCCACAGUGCCUUGGAAAUUGUAGAGAAGAUGCCCAGCACUGCGAAUGGAGGCAAUCCUUUCGGCGGACCUGUGGGAGGUGGACCUGGGGCAGGUCAGGUGGACGAAAGUGCCUUUAAGAACAUGUGGAACUUCAAUCUCGCGGACGCUGCAUUCGGGUAUCUCGUCUUGGAAAUCGAAGGCGGUCGUAUUGGGACAGAGAUGCGGGCGCAAGGCUUCAACUUUGCUCAUCGAGGAAAACCCACGGGGCCUCCAACGGCUCCUCAACAACCGCCGACAGGUCCAGCGUCUGUGGGCUCGGGUUCCAUGCCUCCUGUCCCGGCCUCGACCGGUCCGGCUCAAAACCGCACUCCUGCCUUCUCUGCGCCGACACAGCCUUUCCCACAACAACAAAAGUCUCUACAGCAACAAGCGCCACCUCAUCAGCAACAGACCAGACCCGGUCAACCCCCCCAACCCACACCAACCCCUACCGCCAAAACAGGAACUCCCCCUGUAGUAGGGUCUCCGGCACCGCCUGUGUCCCAGGCCAAGCCAUUGACCCCCCAACCCUCAUCCUCUGGGGUUCCAACAACUACAAUCGCAGCCACCAACGGUACGAGUGGAGAGAAGACCGGUGAAGGCGAGGCUGCUAAAGCCAAAGCUGCAACACCUCCUUCCGAGCGCAGACCACCAACUGCCCUUUAUGUGUCUCAGGCCGACAGUGAACAACAUAUCCGAGACUGUUUUGGUGAUGAGGACCGCGAAAAGAUCAGAGCCAUUAGCAGAAUGGGCAAAUUCCCCAACUGGAAGGUGCAGUUCGAGACUCACGAGAUUGCCGAGGCUGCUUUGACCAGAGUGCAAGGCGAAGCGCAAAACCACAAGAACUCUUCCGGCAAGGUCUUCAUCAACGCGACAAUCACAGCCAAGGCGGUGUUGGGACAUGGCAACCCAGUAAUCGGGGCGCGGCUGGGUCGGCCAAUACUCCCACGCGUGGAGGAUAUCAGAGUGGAGGGGCAAGUGAUAGUGAAGGCGGCCGAGGGCGAGGUGGAUUUCGCGGACGUGGGCGCGGCAGGGGAGAUGAUCGAGGUGGCCGUGGCGGCCGUGGUGGUGGACGAGGCACUUACCAGAAGACUACAGAUGGAGCGUCCGACAACAAGCCCGCAGAUUCGAAGCCUAGCGAAGUAA
Molecule: messenger RNA, 2208 nt
Organism: Fonsecaea monophora
Lineage: Eukaryota; Fungi; Ascomycota; Eurotiomycetes; Chaetothyriales; Herpotrichiellaceae
Exons: 4
Coding region: 1-2208 (735 amino acids)
Source: RefSeq, a predicted model, not a curated record